CACACGCCUUUCCUCCUCCACCUCCUGUGAACAAAAACCUCAUAUAUUCUCUGUUGAAACAAUCGCCGACUAGGUCUGAAUAUACGCUACCAAACCGAUCACCGACGACGAAUCUCGCCGCAGAACAAACAACCUACCCACGACCGAUGAAUUCUCUCCCUUUCACGACCAUCUCAAAAUGUUCGCAACUAAUUCGGUUCUCAACUUAGUUCUUGGAAUUCCAUUCAAGGUCAAUUCUCGCCAUGUAUAGACUUUUGACAUUUAAGAAUCUAAAGAGAGCUGCACAUUUUGCUCAUUUAAACCAGGGAGUUCUCUAUGGAGAAGGAAAGAAGUGUGGGGAAGUUGUUACUAAUGGGUUAUCCUCCUCCCAACGGAGAUUACAAACUGGAUUUAUUUUCCCUAGAAAGUAUGCUUCAUUCAUUCCAUACGGUUUCAAGAAAAGUUUUUUCAAUAAUUAUUGUGCCGUCCCCUCAAAUACCAUGUCAGCUCAUCAUGCUCAAAUUCCUUGGAGACGGCUGUUACAGGCAUCUCCUAAUAGAUCACGGCAAUCUAUUCGCUGGGUAGCCCAAGCAGUUAGCUUGGCCUUGAACCGGUCUUAUGUGGUUGUACCAGCAGCAUUUGCUCUUACUUGUGGUAGUUUAUCCGUGGCACAAUCAUCAGCAGAUCCAAACCCCUUCCAUUCAAGGAAACCGUUAUCCAUGCGAGCUGAAGAUGGGCGCGCUUUGUUUACAUCUAUAUUAUUCUCGGUGUUUGAAGGCAUUGUUUUGGUUUUUAGAGCUUUUUGUUUGACAGUUUUGUUCUCACCCUGCAUGGUAAUGGCACCAUUUGCCGAUUCUUUUGGGCUUCGAUUCAGACAGACAUGGCUUCGUGUUGUGCUUCGGACACUUGAAAUAGCUGGCCCGGCGUUCAUAAAAUGGGGCCAGUGGGCAGCUACACGUCCCGAUCUUUUCCCCAGAGAUCUAUGUGCUGAGCUUUCGAAGCUUCAGGCAAAUGCUCCUCAACAUAGCUUUUCUUACACCAAAAGAAGUGUGGAGAAAGCAUUUGGGCGUAAAAUUUCAGAAAUUUUUGACAAUUUCGAGGAGGUUCCUGUUGCCUCUGGAAGCAUUGCUCAAAUUCAUCGGGCUACUUUGAAACUUAAGAAGGGACAGACGAAACCAAUUGUAGUUGCUGUCAAAGUUAGACAUCCUGGAGUUGGUGAAUAUAUAAGAAGGGACUUCAAUAUAAUUAAUAUUGUAGCCAAGGGUUCCACAUUCAUCCCAACUCUAAAAUGGCUAAGGUUGGAUGAAAGUGUCCAGCAAUUUGCAGCUUUCAUGUUGUCUCAAGUUGACCUGGCACGGGAGGCUGCACAUCUAAGUCGAUUUAUCUACAAUUUUCGUCGAUGGAAAGAUGUCUCUUUUCCAAAGCCUGUUUAUCCUCUUGUCCAUCCUGCAGUUUUGGUGGAAACUUUUGAGCAAGGAGAAAGUGUGUCGUACUAUGUCGACGGACUUGAAGGGCAUGACAGGCUUAAAAAGGCACUUGCUCAUAUUGGAACUCAUGCACUUCUGAAGAUGCUUUUGGUUGACAACUUCAUCCACGCGGACAUGCAUCCUGGGAAUAUUCUUGUCCGUGCACAGAACGAGUCUUCUGAAAAGAAGCUUUUCAAAUCAAAGCCGCAUGUGGUUUUCCUUGAUGUUGGUAUGACAGCUGAACUUUCUAGAAACGACCGAGUAAAUUUGAUCGAAUUCUUUAAGGCUGUUGCCACUAGAGAUGGAGAAACAGCAGCUCAUAGCACUCUCAUGUUAUCUAAGAAGCAGAACUGCCCCGACCCAGAGGCAUUCAUCAAGGAAGUUAAGGAGGCGUUUGAUUUCUGGGGUACUCCAGAAGGUGAUUUAGUUCACCCUGCUGAUUGCAUGCAUCAUCUUCUUGAGCAAGUUAGACGGCAUAAGGUCAAUAUCGAUGGCAAUGUCUGCACUGUCAUGGUUACCAUGUUAGUCCUCGAGGGUUGGCAAAGGAAACUUGAUCCAGAGUAUGAUGUGAUGCACACUUUGAGGACCUUACUUCUCAAGGCAGAUUGGGCAAAGUCUCUUACUUAUACAAUAGAAAGCCUCAUGGCCCCUUAAGAAGAAAAGUGUUAUUAUAAUAAUAACAAUAUUAUAUAAUGUUGAAAUUCAAAUUGUUGGCAGAAAUGAUUUUCCAACAUGUCUGCCAAUCUUGUACAUCUGAAUAAUGUUGUGUUUAUAUUUUCCCUAGGAUUUGGGUUGUUUAUUACUCACUCCAUAAGGCAACAAUAGAUUUGUUGAUUUUUUUGUGUAGUUUUCUUUUUUUUC
This is a messenger RNA of Impatiens glandulifera, 2306 nucleotides long. RefSeq names its product probable serine/threonine-protein kinase abkC. NCBI's taxonomy places the organism in Eukaryota, Viridiplantae, Streptophyta, Magnoliopsida, Ericales, Balsaminaceae. The transcript is spliced from 5 exons. The record is from RefSeq and is a predicted model, not a curated record. The coding region runs from base 243 to 2099 and encodes 618 amino acids.